AGGGAAAAUCAAUUUCUCUCCUUCUCAGACCACAUUUAGUUUAGCGUCAAGAAAGACUUAUCCAAUGUUUCGUGGUGCCAAAGCAAGCCGUGUAUGCGCGGUGAACGCCGCUGCCUGGAUGCAGCGCCGCGCGGCUUCCCUCCAGUCGGAGAAGCCAUGCGCUACUCUUGCCGACAAGAUUGUGCGCGGAAAAAUGAAAACGACGUUCUACACUCACCCUAGCUAUGUGAUGUCGCGUGACAAGAUGCUUCAAACGCUCUGGGUGGAUAUUGGCAUCUUCAAUACCUGCGCAUACGUGUUGUUUCCGUUCUUUAUCAUCGCGUACUUCUUCAAAGCGUAA
Molecule: messenger RNA, 340 nt
Organism: Leptomonas pyrrhocoris
Lineage: Eukaryota; Euglenozoa; Kinetoplastea; Trypanosomatida; Trypanosomatidae
Exons: 1
Coding region: 65-340 (91 amino acids)
Source: RefSeq, a predicted model, not a curated record